UGUUCAAUGUCAUAACAACAGUCCGUUUGCUACAAUUUUUACUCUUUCAACUAACAGUCCUGUGGAAAGCAAUGACUGUAAGUGAGACAUGUUUAUUAAUUCUAUAUAAGUGAAUUUCUAAAUACUAUUUUUCUGUCUUUGUAGUUUUACUCCAAAUAAUAACGUCUUUGAAGCAAGGAGUUCACUUGUUACAAGGGGGACAUUUUUCAUUUUUUUUAAUAUUCGUUCUUUUAUGUUCAAUUUCACUUUUUUAGUUAAAUGUGAGAGAUCUUAAAGCUUUGUUUUUGUAUGGUAAAGGGCAGAAAACUCCCCCUCUUUUUUUAGAGUUUGGUCUAAUCCAUUUUGGAGCAAAGAUGGAUGAAGAAAAGGACCCAAGUAUGUGUUUAUGGUCCUUCAGAGAGGGAGACUUUUGGAAAAAUCACCCUUAAAUCUUUCACGGUCUUCCACGCGGCCUGCACUUAAGGGAUUUUUUAGCGCCGUUUAGAGCUGACUGAACAGACCCGUCCCCCCCUCAUACACACACAUAUCCAAAUCAACAAGCUCCAUUGUUUAUGAGAGGUUGUUAUUGUUGGGAAAUGUUCAGAAACAAGAGAAAACUCCAGAGCCCGGCUGCACCGAGAUGUCCAAAGUAAAGAGAGCUGAGGUGAGAUGGGGGGUAGUGGUGGUGGUGAUGGGGGGGAAAGGGAAAAAGGGAGAAAUUCCUCUCAUUCCCCCGCUGCUGUUUUCCAGAUUCCUCAAGCGACAGCUUCACGGCUGCGCGAGUGAAGUAAGCAACCGGAUGGGAAGCUGAAGCGAGUGGUGAAAGGAAGAGAAGCGCAUUCUUGAGGGGCCGCGUCACCCACUCGCAGAAUGGAGAGACACUCAAUCUCUGUUUCUGUGCCGGGCCGUGUGGAACAAACAGGAAGUUCGGGGAGCGCCCUCAGCCACAGCGCCUAACAAGAGAAGCGAUGAGGAAUUACCUGAAGGAGCGAGGGGACCAAACUGUCAUGAUCCUGCAUGCAAAAGUUGCACAGAAAUCAUACGGGAAUGAAAAAAGGUUCUUCUGCCCUCCUCCUUGUGUGUACCUGAUGGGCAGCGGCUGGAAGAAAAAGAAGGAGCAGAUGGAGCGAGACGGCUGCUCCGACCAGGAGUCGCAGCCCUGCGCCUUCAUCGGCAUCGGCAACAGCGACCAGGAAAUGCAGCAGCUCAACUUAGAGGGAAAGAAUUAUUGCACAGCCAAAACCUUGUACAUAUCUGACUCUGACAAGAGAAAGCACUUCAUGUUAUCCGUCAAGAUGUUCUACGGCAACAGUGCGGACAUCGGAGUCUUCCUCAGCAAAAGAAUCAAAGUCAUCUCCAAGCCCUCCAAAAAGAAGCAGUCCCUGAAAAACGCCGACUUGUGCAUCGCGUCGGGGACGAAGGUGGCGCUCUUCAACCGGCUGCGCUCCCAAACAGUCAGCACGCGCUAUCUCCACGUGGAGGGCGGCAACUUCCACGCCAGCUCCCAGCAGUGGGGGGCCUUCUACAUCCACCUGCUGGACGAUGAAGAGUCAGAAGGAGAAGAGUUCACUGUCAGAGACGGUUACAUCCACUACGGUCAGACGGUCAAGCUGGUCUGCUCAGUGACGGGGAUGGCUCUGCCCAGACUGAUCAUUCGGAAGGUGGACAAGCAGACGGCGCUGCUGGACGCCGACGACCCCGUCUCCCAGCUCCACAAGUGUGCCUUCUACCUGAAGGACACGGAGCGCAUGUACCUGUGCCUUUCCCAAGAAAGGAUCAUCCAGUUUCAAGCCACUCCAUGCCCAAAGGAACCAAACAAGGAGAUGAUCAACGACGGCGCCUCCUGGACAAUCAUCAGCACGGACAAGGCCGAAUACACCUUCUACGAGGGCAUGGGCCCUGUGCACUCGCCUGUCACCCCUGUGCCUGUGGUGGAGAGCUUGCAGCUGAACGGCGGGGGGGAUGUCGCCAUGCUGGAGCUGACGGGGCAGAACUUCACCCCAAACCUGCGGGUUUGGUUCGGAGAUGUGGAGGCGGAGACCAUGUACAGGUGCGCAGAGAGCAUGCUGUGCGUGGUCCCCGACAUCUCUGCCUUCCGCGAGGGCUGGCGCUGGGUGCGGCAGCCCGUCCAGGUGCCCGUCACGCUGGUGAGGAACGACGGCAUCAUCUACUCCACCACGCUGACCUUCACCUACACGCCGGAGCCGGGGCCCCGGCCGCACUGCAGCGCCGCCGGGGCCAUCCUGCGGGCCGGGAACUCCAGUCUGCUCAGCAGCAGCGGCGGCGGCCAGGAGGCCGGCGUCUACGGCCCCAACAGCACCUCCGGCGGGGGAGUCACCUCGUCGUCCUCCACCGCCGCCGCCGUGGUAUCCUAACGCCCGGCGUUUGCCUUGAGAGCAAAUAUGCCAGAAAGGCAUAUAAAGACUAGAGGAAGCAAACUGUCUCACUCUAAAGUGCUGCAUUUUUGGAAACCCGGCGGGGGUAAAGGACCAUCAGCCAGAGUGGCACCGCCCAUCCCCGCCCCCGCUCCGCCCCUCUCUUAUGGUUACUUUAAGGACCCGCCCACCGCCGCCUGGUCCUGGUGUUGGGAUGGAGUGAUGUUCCCGCAGAGCACCAGCACCUUCCUUCAGCUGUGAGAAAACCACAACAACAACACACCCACACCAAAAACACACACCUCCACCCCGCUUUUUACUCUGGAGUUCUCCGGACCCCUUAAAGGAGGCUGGAUGUGUUGUUGUUGAAGGAAGCGCAAGGACGCAGAGGGACGCACGAACCGCGACGAUAACAUAGUUUUUAUGGACCAAUGAUCUUGUAUAAGCUUUAGUAAAGGUACAUUUUUCUCCAUACCUUUUUUAUAUUAAACAUAUAGUACACUUUUGUUACCAAA
Messenger RNA from Oryzias melastigma (Indian medaka), 2869 nucleotides. RefSeq names its product recombination signal binding protein for immunoglobulin kappa J region b (gene rbpjb). Lineage: Eukaryota; Metazoa; Chordata; Actinopteri; Beloniformes; Adrianichthyidae. The transcript has 11 exons. Gene Ontology annotation, cellular component: MAML1-RBP-Jkappa- ICN1 complex; nucleus. Gene Ontology annotation, biological process: regulation of transcription by RNA polymerase II; Notch signaling pathway. Gene Ontology annotation, molecular function: RNA polymerase II cis-regulatory region sequence-specific DNA binding; DNA-binding transcription activator activity, RNA polymerase II-specific. The record is from RefSeq and is a predicted model, not a curated record. Bases 948 to 2354 code for a protein of 468 amino acids.